UACCUUAGGUUGGGAUGGACGGGCAGCACUUUCGCAUCGGAUGCCAAGGUCUAGGUCUCGAACAUUCGUUUGAUUGAUUUGCCGCAUCAUACUAAUGUACGGCACAUCUUGACGAUAUGGGCACUUGACUGGUGGUUGAUAGCCUAGCUCCACCGAUUGGAAAUCCAGGACCAACCGGCGAGGCGCACAGCCGCCAAACUGGGCUCGAUGAAAGUGCCAGUGCCAUGCACGAGUGAUGCAGCGGCGCGAUGACGGCACUCGGACAUAUCGUCUCGCAGCCAAGUUUUGGAGUGACCUGUGCCCUACGGAGUCUAGCCCAACGCAGGAUGGGGCCGGGAAGCUGGGGGUGUCUCUCAAGCUUGUGCAAAGCGCCCAAAGAGCUGCCGAUUCCGGGGAUGCUUGGCUUCAUUUUCAAAGCAAGAAGCUGUGGAGGGCAAGCGCGCUGCGGCCGGACAGGGACCACGAAGGAAAAUGCAGAAAAUUUCAAAUAUCUGUCCGGAGCCAGCACCCUGAUAAAUAUCAAGCACCUGCUAUACCUGUUUCCUCCCGCUGGUCAAGUUUUCCUGUCUUGGCAGGCCGCCUCUAUAAACCUCCUGUCACAUUGGUUUCUUUCUGCAGGUCCACGUCUGCCGGGGCACACUAUUAGGUCUCUGACGGGCCCUGGUCUCCCGUCAUCAGAUCGUAACUGCCCUUCUUGUCGUCGCCCCCGGGGGCAUGGCUUAACCUAACUUGAACCCGGCUGCAGCCCGCCAGUGAGGUCCACCUGUGACUCCUUCCCCUGAAUUCGAGAAAAUAACGUCAACCCACGCGCGGGAAAGCCACACCACACCAAGGAACCUGGAAUCUUCCACCUUGAACUUCUUGCAAGGGCACACUCAUCACCACCACCAUCUUAUAAG
This is a messenger RNA of Parathielavia appendiculata, 899 nucleotides long. RefSeq lists its product as uncharacterized. The transcript has a single exon. Bases 249 to 728 code for a protein of 159 amino acids. The record is from RefSeq and is a predicted model, not a curated record. NCBI's taxonomy places the organism in Eukaryota, Fungi, Ascomycota, Sordariomycetes, Sordariales, Chaetomiaceae.